AGUGAAAUUUGCGCGCUUGUACACGGAAGAGCUGUCGCUGGGUGCUUACAUCUUAGGAGCAUGUUCUUUCUAGCAUUGUUUAUGAGUUUCGUCAACGCCAUUUUAGCAGUCUCUCUCAGGGAAGAAUUAGUUUACCCAAAGUUGUUGCAGCAGAGAAGCGACGACGGACGGUUGCUCCUUCGAAUUAACGACGACAUGACGCUGCGCCUGCAGAAGAGCUCAGUGUUGGCCGAUGACCUCUUUUUCACGACCAAUGCCGGCAGGCAGUCCGAAGAUACAUUGUGGAAUGGAUCUCGUAUAGAAGAAAACCUGUACCACGACAGCAAGUAUCAAUCGUCGAUUAUGCUUUACGAAGACGACCACUCAGUGAAAGUGGAAGGUAUAUUAAGCGCGACAUUGAGGAUAAAACCAAUGCCAUCAAGCGAACGCUCCGGAGAUGCUUCAAUACUUCAUAAAGUUUACGAAAUUGACGACGUAAAGCAAAAGUUUGACGAAACGGCUGAUACUUGGAUCACACCCUUCAAUGUUCCUUGGUUCAACGCGCCAUGGGGGUCGUCGACUCAGCCACCACCACCGGCGAAUGGGGAGCUGCCCGAAGAGUACGUCGCAGAAGUCCAUGUAGUGUCUUGCAGCAGCCACGAGAAGCAGUUCGAGACAAACGAAGAACUCAUCGCCUACAUCGCCGUCUUAAUGAACGCAGUGAAUAUAUGGUACGAAGGAAUGGAGAACCCCAGAAUAAGGACGAAAAUCGUUGGCAUUACCCGCAAUACAGAUGGUGACUACGAAGUAAGGGAAGACGGUUAUUUAAUUGCUGACAGAACUCUCAACAGAUUCGCCGAGUAUGCCGACCAAAGUAUCCCUGGAAACCCUGACGCCGUUUACUUGAUGACCAGCCAGGAAAUGGCAUCUAUUUCGCUUUCUGGAACUAUCGACACUGGCGUCGCAGGCCUGGCAUUCGUCGGAACGCUGUGCGCAUUCCAGAAUGUCGCCAUUGGUGAAGACCCGGCUGGCAGCUACAAAGGAGUUUACCCAGCCGCCCACGAGCUCGCGCACACGUUGGGCUCAGUCCAUGACGGUGAUCCCGGAAUGAGAGCGAUACCCAACAGCCCGGGAGCCAAAGAUUGUCCUUGGGAAGAGGGCUACCUCAUGAGCUACGCGGACGGCGGCAGUAAAAAGUUCGAGCUGUCACCAUGCAGCCAAGGCCAGAUACGGGCGCUACUCAGGCACGUGCCGCAGACAUGCUUGGACGAAAACUCCGACAAGGAUUACAUGUCGAGUCAUCGGAAAGCACCAGGCCAAGUGAUCAGUGCCGAAGAUUACUGCAACAUUCUGAUGAAGCAUCAGGGACGCGGCGUUCCGUUGAUGAAAGCGGACAUGCUAGAACAGUGCCGGUUUCAAUGCUGUUUGAGAACGUACUAUGGCCCUGGUAGGUGUAAUACGGAAUUCGUCCCCGAAGGAAUGCAGUGUGCUGAAGGCAAGACUUGCCGAAAGGGUAUUUGCGGCGACUUCAAAUGGGAGCGCUAACACUUUCAUGGUAGCAUCGAUGCCUUCAAAAUGCGUCACACGGUGACGUGCCUACAUUUAUCUCAUUAGCUUCGGAAAUCACACUAACGUGAAAGUCAAUGCUAAAAAUAAAGUUUUUUUUUUGCUUUUUUGAAA
Molecule: messenger RNA, 1659 nt
Organism: Dermacentor andersoni
Lineage: Eukaryota; Metazoa; Arthropoda; Arachnida; Ixodida; Ixodidae
Product: venom metalloproteinase BumaMPs1-like
Biological process (GO): membrane protein ectodomain proteolysis
Molecular function (GO): metalloendopeptidase activity
Source: RefSeq, a predicted model, not a curated record